Sesamum indicum (sesame) is the source of this 1837-nucleotide messenger RNA. RefSeq lists its product as uncharacterized. NCBI's taxonomy places the organism in Eukaryota, Viridiplantae, Streptophyta, Magnoliopsida, Lamiales, Pedaliaceae. The record is from RefSeq and is a predicted model, not a curated record.
GAGCAGGAUAUAGUUACCGUUAGAAGCACACAGCACACACACAAAGGCACGGAGAGAGAAGCAGAACACGAUGCCGAAGAACACCGAUGCAACGAAAUCGAGAAUGAGGUCGAAAUCGACGAGGAAGCCACUCCGGGACGUUUCGAAUGCCAAAACUGCAUUCAAGUCUGCCAAUAUUUGCAAGAAAACCGAAGAAAACGGGGGAAAGACGGGAGACGAUUCACUCGAUCGCCUCCUCCUCGCGCACUCCGAUCUCUCCUCCCUCUUACGGCAGAUUGAUGAACUUGUUGUCCAAGCAAUCCAGUUGACGAGCAAUAAAGGGAGGAAGGAAAUUAAACAAUUUGCAGAUGUCUUGUCUGAUAUGCAAACUUCCUUGAAGCCAUGGGUUCCCAGAUUUCAAAAGGCACUUUCCAGUCAAUGUACGGGGCCUGAGAAUAAGCCACAAUUAAUGGAAAGCACUGUAGUUUAUGCAUCUGAAGAAAGUAUAAGUGAUGUCACUGAAAGCCCCAAACAAACCAAGUGGGAGUCACUCGUCUCUCCAUCACCCCUGGUCUCCUGGCGCGCUGAAUGCAAUACAGAAGGUGGUAGGCAAUUGUUUCUACUCACACCACUGCCUCAAACAAAGGCAUUUUCGUCCAAAUGUCAGGCAUCAUCCAUCCCUGCAUUUGACAAGGUUAAAUCUGAUGGUAUCCCCCAUCCAGUAUCUUUUUUCGAUUCACUUGGAAACUUAGGUAAUGAUCUGCCGGAAAGCAUAUCAGCAAAGCCAACUCGAAAAAAGGUUUUGGAUAUAGAGGCGAACAAAGCUGUCGGCAAUCUCGAUACCAAGUGUGCUUCUCCAGGAAACUAUUCGAAAAUAAAUUGCGAUAUGUUUAUCACGACUCCAUGCUUGAAAAUGUCACCACCUAAGUCUUGCAUAUUGCUUGAGCCAGUUUCUGAGUUCUCCAGGAAGAAAAAUCAGGGGGUUCAUAAAUCCACACCUUAUCCUACUGGAGUUCACAAUCCCAGCGAGUCCCUAGAUUCUGAAUCUUCCAGCAAUCAAACUUCAGAUGAUCUAAAGGUGAAGUAUCCGGAGCUUUUUGGAAUAAAACUAAACAAUUUAGUAAACAGAAAGGUACCAGAAGAUUCACCAAAUUGGAUUGUUUCACCUCCAAAGACCUGUGUUAUAAUGGAGCCGUCUGAUGAGAAAUUGCUGACUAAUCUUGAUGGUAAUAUCUUGCUACCGGAAACCAUGACAGUCCAUAGCCAGCCAAACGAUUUGUCCACAGUGAACAAAAGCCAUUAUCAAGGCAACUCUGGCAUAGCUGUGAAAACUCACCAGCAAGAUAUUAGCAGUGCACUUGUUCUAGAUGAAAGCACUCCUAUGAUUAAAGAGCCUAUUAGCAGUUUCCGAAUAGGAAAACCUCCAGGGGAGAACACCUUAAAGAAGGAACUGUGGACAAAAUUUGAAGCAGCAACCACUCACAGCAUUCGUUUCAAUGGCUCUGUUCUUCAAAAGACUGCUGAGAAAGGAUUUCUUGACCGGUUAGACGAGGCUUCUGAUGAUUCAGUGUCAUUAGUAAAAUUUUGAGCUCUGCCUGCACAAAGCAAGAAUAAAUUCUGCAGUUUUGACAAGUUAAAAGGGUUAAUCAUAUGUGCGUCAACUUGCCAAACUUCACCUUAGUGAUAUUGUUUGGAGGACUUUGGAGAUAAUGCAUAUGUUGUAACCAUAUGGCUGUAAGAUAUCAUAUGAUACCUAUGACAAGAACUUAUAAGUGUCCUCCAUCUCCACGUUACUUUUUAGCACAGAUAAUUUCUACAUCAUCGUAUCUUAUUAAUAAUAUUAGGAAGGUAGAAGUUU